AUUGAAAUAAAAGGACUCACAUGUUUGCCAUGUGUGGUUCUUCUAUAAAAGAGCUCCCUCUCAUCAUUUGGACACUAGCAUUCUUAUACUUUCAAGACAAUACACGAAACGCAAAAUGAAGGUUGCAGUAAUUCUUUGCGCUAUCAUCAGCCAGUGUCUGGCGGCUACGACGAUUGAAACGCUGGUGGCAGACCCAAAAAUGUCGACGUUGGUUAGCUUAGUGACAAAAGCCGGACUUGUUGAUGCAAUAAACGGGGGUGAAUUUACAAUCUUUGCUCCAAACAACGACGCUUUCUCAGCUCUGCCUUCUGCAACAUUGACUGCACUCGGAAAUGACGUCACAGCUCUUGCUAAUGUACUGAAAUACCACGUUGUCCAAGGAAAAGUUCCUAGCUCUGCUGCAUCCAAUGAACAACAAUUGACAACACUUAACGGCGACAAAGUCAGAUUCAACAUCUAUGAUCAUAACAACGCUGUAACCGUUCAAGGAUCUCAGGUCAUUGCUCUUGAUAAGAUUGCAUCCAAUGGAAUCAUUCAUGUUCUAAAUAAAGUAAUGAUGCCACCAGAGGGUGACAUUGUUGAUAUCGUAGCUAAAACAUCUGAUGUUAGCACACUUUUGAGUUUGGUACAGCAAGCUGGCAUUGCUAAUGCCCUGAAAGGUGAUGCUUUAACCGUAUUUGCUCCAACUAAUGAUGCUUUUGCACGCUUACCCAGCUCCGUCGUCUCUAAACUUACCAACGAUAAAAAUCUUCUUACAGAGGUGUUAGAGUAUCACGUGGUACCACACACCGAAUAUUCAGCUGGACUGUUCAACAGAGAAUACCUGAGAACAAUUGAUAGAAACAAUGACAGAUUGAGCAUUCACUUUGAUGGAGCUGGAGUCCGAAUCAACACCAACUCCCACGUGACCAAGGCUGAUAUUGGAACAACCAAUGGCGUCAUUCACCUCAUCGAUCAUGUGCUUAUUCCAGCAAGAUACUACCUCACGCUGGCCAUUGGCUUGAGGUCAUGGCAUUCUUAUACUGUACUUACAAGACAAUACACGAAACGCAAAAUGAAGGUUGCAGUAAUUCUUUGCGCUAUCAUCAGCCAGUGCCUGGCGGCUACGACAAUUGAAACGCUGGUGGCAGACCCAAAAAUGUCGACGUUGGUUAGCUUAGUGACAAAAGCCGGACUUGUUGAUGCAAUAAACGGGGGUGAAUUUACAAUCUUUGCACCAAACAACGACGCUUUCUCAGCUCUGCCUGCUGCAACAUUGACUGCACUCGGAAAUGACGUCACAGCUCUUGCUGAUGUACUGAAAUACCACGUUGUCCAAGGAAAAGUUCCGAGCUCUGCUGCAUCUAAUGAACUACAAUUGACAACACUUAACGGCGACAAAGUCAGAUUUAACAUUUAUGAUCAUAACAACGCUGUAACCGUUCAAGGAUCUCAGGUCAUUGCUCUUGAUAAGAUUGCAUCCAAUGGAAUCAUUCAUGUUCUAAAUAAAGUAAUGAUGCCACCAGAGGGUGACAUUGUUGAUAUCGUAGCUAAAACAUCUGAUGUUAGCACACUUUUGAGUUUGGUACAGCAAGCUGGCAUUGCUAAUGCCCUGAAAGGUGAUGCUUUAACCGUAUUUGCUCCAACUAAUGAUGCUUUUGCACGCUUACCCAGCUCCGUCGUCUCUAAACUUACCAACGAUAAAAAUCUUCUUACAGAGGUGUUAGAGUAUCACGUGGUACCACACACCGAAUAUUCAGCUGGACUGUUCAACAGAGAAUACCUGAGAACUAUUGAUAGACACAAUGACAGAUUGAGCAUUCACUUUGAUGGAGCUGGAGUCCGAAUCAACACCAACUCCCACGUGACCAAGGCUGAUAUCGGAACAACCAAUGGCGUCAUUCACCUCAUCGAUCAUGUGCUUAUUCCAGCCAGAUACUACCUCACGCUGGCCAUUGGCCGAAAAUAAAUGGAAAUACUCAAAGACUUUUUUUUAAAAAUGUAUUUAUUUUUUAUACUGUUUGGAAAAGAUGGUGUAGAUAGAUGAAUGUUUGUUUUAUAUGAAGUUUUGUUACAUACAUAAAUUACAAAAAUAAUAAUGAAGUGUUUAUCGUAUGUUCAAUGCAAAUCAUUAAGUCAGUAUACAUAUGUUUGUAUCAUAAAGUUUGGAUACAAAAAGGGGGCGAAUCAAAGCUAUAUAAAUAUGAUAAUAAGUUCAACGCACUAUCAGUUCUAAAAUUUUAUUUUACUGUAUUUAACAUCAAUGACUGAGUUUUAUCAACAAUUAAGGAAACUUUCUUCAUGAACAUUUACCAUUUAAAAGCUCAACAGAAUAAUGACAAAGUGUCAUGAAAGGAAUAUACAUGUUCUCAUAUAUACGAGUACAUCUAUUCUGACAUCCCGACAGUAACAUAACGCUGAUUUUGUUUACUACUAUUCUUCUUUAUAACAACUUUAAACUUUAAUUAAAAGAAACCCGCCUUUUUGGCACAUCAUGCAGGCACUACCUAACUUUAAGGAUAAAAAAUGGCGAGAAAAGAGCUGUUCUGUCAUUUGAGCUUGAAUUUUCCAAGAUGUCCAUGAACAUGAAAAACGCAUAUAUAACUGUGCUGCGCUUUUAAAUUUCAAACCAAGAC
This is a messenger RNA of Ruditapes philippinarum (Manila clam), 2615 nucleotides long. Its product is annotated as transforming growth factor-beta-induced protein ig-h3-like. Gene Ontology annotation, biological process: extracellular matrix organization; cell adhesion. Gene Ontology annotation, cellular component: extracellular matrix. Gene Ontology annotation, molecular function: cell adhesion molecule binding. Lineage: Eukaryota; Metazoa; Mollusca; Bivalvia; Venerida; Veneridae. The record is from RefSeq and is a predicted model, not a curated record. The coding region runs from base 116 to 1948 and encodes 610 amino acids. The transcript has 13 exons.